Messenger RNA from Closterium sp. Yama58-4, 3078 nucleotides. The record is from the annotation of a GenBank genome assembly. Lineage: Eukaryota; Viridiplantae; Streptophyta; Zygnematophyceae; Desmidiales; Closteriaceae.
AUGCCGGCACCUUCCCCACCCUCCCUCUCCGCCUCCUCCUCGACCACGUCACCGCCCUCGCACGCCCUCAUCCCUCUCUCCCGCGCCGAGCUUUCUGAGAGAGUCGGCCUCGUCUUUCAGUUUCCCGAGCGCUACUUCCUCACGGACAGUGUGUUGGCGGAGCUCACAUUCGGCUGGCCCUCGCGAGUGGAGGACAUUCCUCUCAGGCAGGCGCUGGCUGCACGCGUGCAGGCUGCUCUCAUAGCGGUGGGCCUAAUGGGAGUGGCCCUGGACACCAACCCUCGUGCGCUCAGUGGAGGCAAUCAGCGCCGCCUCGCCCUCGCCAUCCAGCUCGUUCGGAUGCCGGAGCUGCUGCUGCUGGACGAACCUCUUGCUGGGCUCGACUGGAGGGCGAGGGCGGACGUGGUGAGGCUGCUGGCGGCACUUAAGAGGGAACGCUCCAUCCUUGUUGUCAGCCAUGACCUCAGGGAGCUGGCCCCAUUAGUGGAUCGCUCAUGGCGGAUGCAAAUGGGGGGGCGGCUGAGGGAGGAGCCGCUACCAGCAGCCGUGUCUGAUGAUGAAGGCGACUCGAAGCGCGUUCCAAGGGCGGGCGACGAGGAGGCCGUGGAGACGACGGGCAUUGCGGCGGCCAAUGCGGCGGCCAACGCGGCGAGCAUUGCCGCGGGUGCCGCGGAAGGAAACUCAGAGGGGGGCGAGCGGGCGGAGAGGUCCGCGGAGCAGGAGGGGAAGGCGGAGGGAGGGGGCGGCGCGGUGGACGAGCUGAGGGCGCGCGUGGGCCGUCGGAUGGCGAAGAAGAUCAAGAAGGUGGUGGCGGCGGGGAAAGGCGACGCGAAGCACUACUACGACGUGUACGGCGCGCAGGUAAGGUGGGGGGAGAGAGGGUGGGAGGGGUAUUCGGGCAACAAUUGUGCUGUCGGGGAAGGGCGCCGCGAAACACUACUACGACGCGAUGUGCAGGAUUUGAUUCUCUGGGUGCUCACAGGGGAGGUCAACCCGCAGUGGGCAUUCAUCAAGAACAAGCCGCUUGUAUCAAGGGUGGUGGUGCUGCUGGUGCCCGGAAUCGACGCCCACACCUUCCACUCCCGCCCGGACCUCUUCCCGAACCUGCACCGCUGCUUUGGCGGCAAAUCUCUGCCAUUGAAGGCUGUGAGCCCAUCAGCAACAGUGUCGGAUACAAUGAAGGCCAUGUUCUCACGACCCGUUGCCCCCAAGAAAACCACCAGCUCGUCCUCUGCCAGAUCAGCAGCUGCCACGUCAGCACACGCGGACAGCAAGGCAGAAGCAGGUGGGACAAACGAUGUGGGCUGUGAAAUAAAGGAGGGGACGAGUAGGGGUGCGCAGGGAGGUGAACAUUACCUGCUGACGUGGCGCCAGCUGAAAGAAAACAAUUUUCCGCUGCCCGUGGUGGGAGGAAACAAGGGGCGAGACGGGCAGGAUGGGAAAGAGGCUGCCCGGAAAGCAGGCGGCAGCGUCUCACUUGCUGAUGGCUCGGCUGUUCCCCCUCCAGGGUAUGUAAUGACCCGACCAUGGGGCGAGGGGAAGAGGAGGGGGAAGGAAGUAAAAGGGGGAGGCAAGGAGCAGCAGAAGGAGUACCAUCGGUUGGUGGCUGUUGACUGUGAAAUGUGCAACACCCACAAGGGUCUCGAGCUCACUCGCCUCACACUGCUGGAUGCCCACGGCAAGGUGCUAUUAGACGAGCUGGUGAAGCCUGAAAGCCCCAUCACCAACUACAACACGCAGUUCUCCGGCAUAACUCCUCAGAUGCUGGCAGGGGUGACAACCACACUGCAGCACGCACAGGAGCAUUUUCUCGGCAUAGUCAGCGCAGAGACCAUCCUGGUGGGCCAUUCCACAGAGAGCGAUCUGCAUGCAAUCCGGGCCGUCCAUCUGCGUGUGAUCGACACAUCGCUGCUCUUCCCCCACCCCCGCGGGCCGCCCUUCAAGUGUGCUCUGCGCUUCCUAGCAGCAGACUACCUUGGCCGGACCAUUCAGGCUGGCUGGAGUAACACGUGGAGCCGUAGUGCUCAAAAGCCGGUUGCAGCAGCACCGCCGGCUACAGCAGCAGGAGGAGUGGGUGGUGAGGGCGACGCAGCAGCAAACGGCGUGCAGCAUGAGACUGCGCGUGGGAGCACUGCAGGUGAAGCAGCAGAAGUAGCAACAGCAGCAGCAGCAGCAGCAGGAGCAGCAGUAGGAGAGGGAGCAACAGCAAGAGAAGGAGCAAUGGAGGGAGCAGCAGCGAGAGAGGGAGCAGCAGAGGAGCAGCAGGGAACAGUGUCAUCGGACAGCGCAGGGCAUGACAGUGUGGAGGACGCCCGGGCUGCUCUUGACCUUGCUCUGCUCAAGAUACAACAUGGUCCCCACUUUGGCCUGCCUAGAAGAGCCUCAAAGCUGCACCACACGGAGAACAUUCUCACGCGCCUCUCCUCCUCCGGGCGGCGCUGCACCGUCGUCUUGCACGCGCAAGCUGCCAAAGCGGACCUCUUUCUGGGCGGCAACUCCAACUCCACGUCGGAGAUUCUGUGCCUCAAGCACGGGGACUUGGGGAAGGUUGCGAGCAGAGAGGCGUGCAAGCCAUCGCUCAACCUCCUCGUCGCCACCUUCCCAUCCCUCAUGGCCUCCCUCUCCGCCCGCUGCUCCUCCCUCGCCUCCAUGCCUCGACUCGCCGCUGCCCUUUCUGCUCCCAUGCCAUCGCCAGCACCUGCUUCCGGACCUGCAUCCGGACCUGCAUCCGAACCAACUCAACCUGCAUCCGAGCCUGCUUCCGAACCUGCAUCAGAGAAGCAGCAGCAGCAAUUGGCACCUGCGCAUCCAGCCGACUGUGCUGUGGAGGAAUCUUCCAGGAAGGUGGACGCACAGGUGGGGCAGAUGCACGAGGCUCUGCCGCCCAACACUCUGCUGCUCGUCGUCACUGGGUGCGGCGACACGCCAGCUGUCAGACGCAUGAUGGAGUGGCGGUGGAAGCGGCAGCAGUGGAGGAGCACAGGCAUGGAUCCCUGGGACGAGCACCUAGACGCUCUCUUGAACUGCAUGCAGGAGCGGGCCUCUGCUGCCCUGUUAUUGGCCGCUGUGAAGCAAUGA